Messenger RNA from Lasiosphaeria miniovina, 1566 nucleotides. RefSeq lists its product as uncharacterized. Bases 1 to 1566 code for a protein of 521 amino acids. The transcript has 5 exons. Lineage: Eukaryota; Fungi; Ascomycota; Sordariomycetes; Sordariales; Lasiosphaeriaceae. The record is from RefSeq and is a predicted model, not a curated record.
AUGUUUUGCUGCUUCGGCGUCUAUCACUCAGAAUUUGGUCUUCACCAGCCGCUCUUUUGGCAUCGGUGCUUCCUCGCCUUUGUCUCAUCAUCGCAAGCUCGCCUACGGUGGCUCCGCUCGGCGGCCGACUGUGCCCUGGAGCCCAACCUCGACCUCGAAGGUUUGCGCAGCCGGCUACACAAAAAGUUUGACAAACAGAGGCUGCGGUACAACAAGGUUGAGGCUUUGACUCAUAAACCCUCUGACGGACUGCACAGAGUGGCCAAAAGCAACAAGGUCUUGAACAUGUCGUCCCUUAUCGGCCUCUCUGUUACUCCCUCCGGAUCGGGUAGCCUCGCCCCCUCCACGCCAAGAAGCAAACGCAAGAUUUCUCCGUCGGCCGAGACGUCCUCGCCAAAGCAUAUCUCGGUCCUGUCCCAUCUCAUCUUUCAGCUCAGUAGGUGGCCUAGCCCCCCCUGGCCGCUCACGGUCGGCGGCUUGCCUAUCACCCUUGUGGUUGAGGACGUUUUGACUGCGGAGGGUCGCGCCUUCAUAUUCCCGAGGCAAAUCUUUGGAAACGGUACCAUCUCGAUCUGCUCCGAAGCCCAUUAUACUAACGCGGCCACGUUCUCCGACGUACUUCUCUGCCGGCUGGGGUCUGAUGUCAAUGCCUACUUCCUCAAGCACGCGCCUCCGGGUGUCCGCAUGCUGGAAUUAAUUCACACGUGCGAACGCGCUUUCUACGUCGUCCUGGACGAUCAUGUAAAGAUACCAGCCAAGUGGAUGCCAGGCAAGAUUGCCAAUCGGUUCGUCGGGUAUAUUCACAACCAGGAGCUCCGCCGGCCGUCUUGGGCUGAUCUACCAGCCAAGCGUGAAAUUCAGCCGCAGCCUAUGACUGGCGUUAUUAACGAUACGACCUACGAUGUCCUGAGACCGGGCGUCUUGAUCCGGAGCAAGAUGCUUCAGGACCACGCACACCCGGCUGUCUUCUCCACCACAUCGGGCGUAUUGGUGCAGAACGUCGUCGGGGAUACCUUCAUAACAAGCGCUUCGCACAGGAUCGGAGAGGGCGAGAUGGUGUGGCAUGCCAACCGCCCUGACCGUAUAAUUGGCGAGGCCGUGGUCGAGAUUUCCGGUACCGACGUUAGCCUACUUAAGCUUAAGGACGAUGUCGUAUUUAUCAACCAGACCUUUGAGACGGAUGCCGGCGCGGUGCCCGAGUUUACUCGCCUGAAGACUUCGACUGAGGAGCUGCCGUUGGGUUCCCUAUGCUACCUUAAUAGCCUAUAUACGGGCAACAUGGAAGCCGUCUUGUUGGCUUCAAUACGAUAUUUUAAAACCUCCCCGUAUCUUGCCGAGAGUCAGCUAGCUUAUAAUAUCUAUAACUGGUCAUAUACGGGCCAGGAAGAGGGUAACGAGGGCAAGUUGCGACCUCCAGACGGCACGUGCGGCUCGGUCAUUUGGAAUGACGAGGGCGUCAUUACGGGCUUCUAUCAUUAUCACAUUGAGGAUGGGCCGUGGGCUGGGUUUGCGCUUUCUGCGAGUGCCAGUGCUGUGGUAGAUGCGGGAUACAGUCUGGCCAAGUAA